AUCAGGACCGAAAUGCUGAAGUUUAUGAUUUUGAUUUUCUCCAUCAUAGUGAGCAUGGACAGUACAGCUGUGAGAACAAUGAACUCUGAUGACCAGACCUUAAAGGAGAUCAUCAACACUCUGACACAUAUGACAAAGAGGCUGGCUGCAUGUCGUGACAAAAUGAUUCUGGACAUUUUCAGUGAUAUGACACAUCAGAACAUCUCAGAAACAUUUUGCAAAGCUUUCAAAGCCCUGAAGAAUAUUACUCCCUGUCCACGCAUCCAGCAUGAUCUGCAGAAACUUCAAAUGAACUUACUAAAAGCAGCAGAAAAGACGCCAAUUUGCACAGUGAAAGAUGAUUCUGAGAUUCAAUUAGGCACAUUCUUGAAACAUCUGAUGAAGUUUACCAAGAGAACAUAUGGACAAUGAUACCUUGAAGAAUACAGAAAUCUUAUCCUUAAUUAUCUUUAUGCAUUGGGAGGGCAGUUAAACCUUGUUAAUUUGACACAGCUUGUUUUAAUUUCGGGAAUUUACAAAUCACGUGUAAUAUUUAUUUAUUCAUCAACUGGAUAGUUUGUGGCAUUAAUGAUGGACUGUUAUGGAAACA
Chiloscyllium plagiosum (whitespotted bambooshark) is the source of this 589-nucleotide messenger RNA. Its product is annotated as interleukin-4-like. Gene Ontology annotation, cellular component: extracellular region. NCBI's taxonomy places the organism in Eukaryota, Metazoa, Chordata, Chondrichthyes, Orectolobiformes, Hemiscylliidae. The record is from RefSeq and is a predicted model, not a curated record. Gene Ontology annotation, biological process: immune response. Gene Ontology annotation, molecular function: growth factor activity; interleukin-4 receptor binding.